Gossypium raimondii (Peruvian cotton) is the source of this 1382-nucleotide messenger RNA. RefSeq names its product alcohol dehydrogenase 1. Gene Ontology annotation, cellular component: cytosol. Lineage: Eukaryota; Viridiplantae; Streptophyta; Magnoliopsida; Malvales; Malvaceae. The record is from RefSeq and is a predicted model, not a curated record. Gene Ontology annotation, molecular function: S-(hydroxymethyl)glutathione dehydrogenase [NAD(P)+] activity; zinc ion binding. The transcript is spliced from 10 exons. Bases 80 to 1228 code for a protein of 382 amino acids. Gene Ontology annotation, biological process: formaldehyde catabolic process.
AAACUCCAGUCCCAUCGAUUUUCUUUUAUAAGAGAAAGCUAAAAAACAACUUUAUUAGAAUUUCUUUUUCAUAGUAAAUAUGUCAGCCCCAAGCACUGCUGGUCAGGUCAUUCGUUGCAAAGCUGCGGUGGCAUGGGAGUCUGGGAGGGCACUGACGAUUGAAGAAGUGGAGGUGGCACCACCGCAAGCAAUGGAGGUUCGUCUGAAGAUCCUCUUCACCUCUCUCUGCCACACUGAUGUUUACUUUUGGGAAGCCAAGGGCCAAACUCCAGUCUUUCCUCGCAUAUUUGGUCAUGAAGCUGGGGGGGUUGUUGAGAGUUUGGGUGAGGGUGUGACAGACCUUAAGCCCGGGGACCAUGUGCUUCCGGUCUUCACCGGGGAAUGCGGCGACUGUCGUCACUGCAAGUCCGAGGAAAGCAACAUGUGUGACCUGCUAAGGAUCAACACUGAUCGAGGGGUGAUGCUUAGUGAUGGCAAGACUAGGUUCUCCAUUAAUGGAAAACCCAUCUACCAUUUUGUUGGCACAUCCACCUUCAGUGAAUACACUGUUGUGCAUGUUGGUUGUGUUGCUAAAGUCAAUCCCGCCGCUCCUCUUGACAAAAUUUUUGUUCUCAGCUGUGGAAUCUCUACAGGUCUUGGUGCCAUCUUGAAUGUUGCAAAGCCCACCAAAGGUUCAACUGUGGCCAUUUUUGGACUGGGAGCAGUAGGCCUUGCUGCUGCUGAAGGGGCUAGAAUUGCAGGCGCUUCUAGGAUUAUUGGAGUCGAUCUGAAUCCUAACAGAUUUGAGGAAGCCAAGAAAUUUGGAUGCAAUGAAUUCGUGAACCCUAAAGACUAUGACAAGCCAGUUCAAGAGGUGCUGGCUGAAAUGACAAAUGGAGGAGUUGAUCGAAGCGUUGAGUGCACGGGAAACAUCAAUGCCAUGAUCUCUGCUUUUGAAUGUGUCCACGAUGGAUGGGGUGUAGCCGUACUCGUCGGUGUUCCGAACAAAGAUGAUGCUUUUAAAACACAUCCCGUGAAUUUUCUGAACGAGAGGACUCUGAAAGGUACCUUCUUUGGCAACUACAAGCCCCGGUCCGACCUUCCUUCAGUUGUGGAGAAGUACAUGAACAAAGAGCUUGAGCUGGAGAAAUUUAUAACGCAUGAAGUGGCAUUCUCAGAUAUAAACAAGGCUUUCGAUUACAUGCUUGCUGGGGAGGGCAUCCGCUGUCUUAUUCGCAUGGAUACUUGAAACCUAUCAAACUUCAUUUGUAAUCGCCAUCGAUCAUACAUAUCUUAAUGUUGUUUCCCUUUUUCAUGCUCUGUAUACUAUAUGAGACAGUACCACCACGCUUCUGUUCCUUUGCCUUGAUGAAUCAUCAAACUACAAUUCCAUUUCUCUUCAA